Messenger RNA from Teleopsis dalmanni, 1023 nucleotides. RefSeq lists its product as uncharacterized. Bases 1 to 969 code for a protein of 322 amino acids. Lineage: Eukaryota; Metazoa; Arthropoda; Insecta; Diptera; Diopsidae. The record is from RefSeq and is a predicted model, not a curated record. The transcript has 3 exons.
AUGAUUCAGUUAUCAAAUACUCUUUGCGAUUUAACAACUUCUAUACUAGAAAUAAAGAUUAAAGAAAGUGCACUGGCAAUCAUAAUAUUUACAUUUAUACAAAUAGUGAAAAAGAAAGCUAUAAUUGGUGACCCCGACCAGCCUUCUACAAGUCAUGCCACGCAAGAGCAUUCUGACGAAAAAGAAGUAGCGUCGGUGGAGUUUAAGUUACCGCCAUUUUGGAAACAAGAUCCAGCCUUGUGGUUCAUCCAAGUGGACGCAGCAUUCCAUCGCAAGAAGAUUACUGGAGACAACAGCAAAUAUUGGACAGUAAUUUCUUACAUUGAUCCAGAAUUACUGCAACAUGUCUCAGACAUAGUCAAAAAUCCUCCUGAUACCGACAAGUAUAAAACACUUAAAGAAUGUCUUAUCAGUCGUCUAAGACCAACGCAAGAACAACAGUUACAAACUUUACUAUACGACAUUGAAUUAGGAGACAGCAAACCUUCGCAAUUGUUACGCAAAAUGCAAGACUUAGCAGAUAACAAAGUAACAGAAGAUGUCUUACGUUCACUCUGGUUAAAGCGACUACCAGCCAACGUUCAGUUCGUUCUGUCGGUCAAUGUAGAAAGCAGUCUCACGGCAGCAGCAAAUAUGGCUGAUCGGUUAAUCGAAAUCAAUCCAGUACAAAGUGUCAUGGCCACUAGUAAUGUUAAUGACAUUAUAGUACAUCCAAGUAAAUUUCCUGAUGAUCAACGCACAGAUAGACUGGAGAAAGCAGUACAAGCCUUACAAGAAGCGGUAAAAGAAAUCACCAACAGCAUGAGAAGUCAUGAGCGAACACCAAAUAACAGAGCACGAGCAAGACCUGAGUCUUUCCACCAAACAUUUGCACAGAAUAACAAAAUAUGUUUUUACCAUAAACGUUUUGGCACAAAUGCAAAUAAAUGUGAAGACGGGUGCACAUAUACACAAAAACAGGGAAACUAAACAAGCUGUCCUUAGAGCAAACGGGAAGUGACAGCUAUUCAGUAAAAAAAGAAA